This is a messenger RNA of Penicillium antarcticum, 1656 nucleotides long. RefSeq names its product aminotransferase-like domain-containing protein. Bases 1 to 1656 code for a protein of 551 amino acids. Gene Ontology annotation, biological process: aromatic amino acid catabolic process; L-tyrosine biosynthetic process. The transcript is spliced from 3 exons. The record is from RefSeq and is a predicted model, not a curated record. Lineage: Eukaryota; Fungi; Ascomycota; Eurotiomycetes; Eurotiales; Aspergillaceae. Gene Ontology annotation, molecular function: aromatic-amino-acid:2-oxoglutarate transaminase activity; L-2-aminoadipate:2-oxoglutarate transaminase activity; pyridoxal phosphate binding.
AUGCCGUCUUUUGCGACCCACUCUAACAGGGCAGCAGCCAUGGAAAAGCGGGAGUUCCUGAACAGCAUCCAACAGAGAAGAACGGAAGCUGGAAAACUUGUUGCUGGUGUAGCUGCUGCAUGCAACACUGCGAAUUUCAAGGCGCCGGUAAGAGGAAUGACUCAAUUCUACAGACCACUUCCUUCUAACACACAAAAGGCAUCUGGCAAGCCAUACGCCAAAUGCUGGGACUCUCAUCUCAGCAAAGAGAGCAUGUCCCGACCGCUAUGCAUUCUAAAGCAGGCAGCUGGUUUGGCUGGAAACCCCGGCAUGGUCUCUCUUGGAGGUGGCCUCCCAUCCAGCGAAUGCUUCCCAUUCUAUGACUGGAGCUUCCGUGUGCCCAUGCCACAGGACUUCCCCAGCAGGGAUUCAUCCGCAACAGAUUGUCCCUCGACUCAAACUAUCAGCAUUGGAAAGCAUGACGUGAAAGCUGGAAUUUCCGAGUAUGAUCUCUCCAUUGCCCUGAAUUAUGGUCAGGCGACUGGUUCUCCCCAAAUGAUGCGGUUUAUCACCGAGCACACGGAGCUGGUCUACAACCCUCCCUAUGCGGAUUGGAAGGUCGCUCCGACAGUCGGAAGCACUGGUGCUCUUGAGCAGACUCUUCGAAUGCUUUGUGAUCGCGAGAGGGGUGACUCUCUCCUUGUUGAAGAGUACAGCUUUUCCACUGCGCUGGAAACAAUCCUCCCUCAAGGGAUUAAGCCCAUUGGUGUUCAAAUGGACGAUGAAGGACUUCUCCCUGACAGCAUGGAUGAUAUCCUCUGUUCGUGGGAUCAGGAGGCACGCGGAUCCCGUAAACCGCAUGUUCUAUACACUAUUCCCUCGGGACAGAACCCAACCGGCGCCACUCAGAGCCUCCAGCGCCGCCACGCAAUCUAUGCCGUCUGCCAGAAGCACGACAUCUUCAUCAUUGAGGACGAGCCAUACUACUUUCUUCAAAUGCCCCCAUACCAAGGGAAGAAGGAGGAUGGUCCUGAAGUCUCUGAGGACGUUGAGUCUUUCGUUGCCGGUCUUGUUCCGUCGUACUUGAGUCUCGACGUUGAUGGUAGAGUCCUGCGCAUGGAUUCCUUUUCGAAGGUUCUUGUGCCGGGCUCGAGAUUAGGAUGGGUCACCGCGAGUGCGCAAAUUAUAGAGCGUUUCCUUCGGCAUGCCGAGGUUGCCAACCAGGGACCCAGUGGAGUCUCACAGAUCAUGCUUUGGAAGCUGCUCGACGAGACAUGGGGCCAUGAAGGUUAUUUGAAGUGGCUGAUUUCUUUGAAGAACAGCUAUACCAAGAAGAGAGACAUGCUUCUUACUGCUUGCGACAAGUACCUGCCGAAAUCUGUUGUCAGCUGGAGCCCGCCCACAACAGGCAUGUUCAUUUGGCUGAAGUUAGAUCCGUUGCAGCACCCGGAAUAUCCCGGCCGCUCAAUCGAAGACAUCGAAGGAGGAAUUUUCGAUCAAGCCAUCAAGAACAACGUCCUAUGUGCUCGUGGAACUUGGUUCCGUGCUGAGCCAAACACGCCUGCACGCGGUAUGUUCUUCCGUGCGACAUACGCAAGUGCAACCGAGGAGGCUAUGGACACCGCUAUCCAGCGAUUUGGCGAGGCCAUUCGCCAGUCUUACCACAUUGACCAAUGA